This is a messenger RNA of Dinoponera quadriceps, 3212 nucleotides long. Its product is annotated as fatty-acid amide hydrolase 2. The record is from RefSeq and is a predicted model, not a curated record. The coding region runs from base 557 to 2164 and encodes 535 amino acids. Lineage: Eukaryota; Metazoa; Arthropoda; Insecta; Hymenoptera; Formicidae. The transcript is spliced from 11 exons.
CCGCGUACGAGUCCGACGAGGAAAAUACUCGAGUACGUGGUUCUCCCCAAACAGGUGCACGACUUUGGCGCAUUUAAACGUCGGUCGGCGUCCGCGGCAGUUCAGAGCAGCACGGAACUGAUCGAGGCGGACCUGAGUGAACUGUGCCGCUGUAGGAGUGGGUGGACUCAACCGUUUGUCGGCGAACUGCGCGUUGCGAAAAGCGAGACGGCAGUAAUCGUCCGGUGCUCGAAAAAUUCAGCGGCGGCCAGUAGUCUCGCCGGACGACACGCACGUAAAGUAACGGGACAGUGAAGGUAGAGGGGGUGAUAAAGUAUUGUACAAUAUAGACCUGUCGAAACGCUCGCCGAUUUGAAUCACUCGCUCCGCCGGUGAUCUGUCGGCUCUCGCUGAUUCAUCCCGAAUCCACAGGGAGUGGAUCAUCGUCGUCAUCGUCAUCAUCGUCGCUUCCCUGUGACGUCGGCGAAUCCACGUCUCCGUAAGUGAAACCGAGUGCUGUAUACCGGUGCGACUCAUAUUUACUAACGAGCACAGGAUUAUUCCGUAUCCUUGGUAUAUGUCGACGAAGAAGGAAACACAGAACAAGAUGCAAACUAAACAAAUCUUGAGCGUGUUUCACCGCGUGAUCGAGCUGAUUGCGAGAGGAAUAUUCUUGUUCGUCGCCUAUGUGAAAGGACCAGCGAAAAUCCAACCGCCGAUUAAAGACUUAACUUUGCUGCACAGCGCAUCCGCUUUGGCGUUAAAAAUUCGAAGUAAACAAUUAACUUCGGAAGAUGUGGUAUUUUCGUACAUAGAAAGGAUAAAGGAGAUCCAACCGAUGCUUAAUUGCGUGGUCAAAGAUCGUUUUGAAGAAGCUCUUAAAGACGCGAGGAAAUGCGACGAACUGUUGAAAUCUCAAGAUGCUCCGUCAGCGGAAUUUUUGGAGAGAGAGAAACCAUUGUUUGGUGUACCUUUUACGACCAAGGACUGUAUCGCCGUCGCAAACAUGUGUCAAACGGCUGGUCUCGUUGCACGCAAAAACAUCACCGUCGACAGAGAUGCAAAAGCAAUUGAAUUAAUGAGGUCAGCCGGAGCCAUUCCUCUGGCAUUGACAAAUGUUUCAGAAUUGGCGAUGUGGUGGGAGAGCAGCAAUUGCCUGUUCGGCACCACUAAGAAUCCCUACAACACCAGGUGUAUCGUGGGUGGUUCCUCGGGCGGCGAAGGUUGCAUACAAGCGGCUGCUGGAUCUCCGCUUGGAAUUGGCUCGGAUAUUGGUGGCUCUAUUCGUAUGCCGGCGUUCUUCAACGGCAUAUUUGGCCACAAGCCAUCCAAAGGAGUGGUCUCCAACGAUGGUCAAUAUCCCAGUGCACACAGCGACGACCAAGAUCAGUUACUCGCCAUUGGACCAAUGUGUAGAUACGCGCAUGAUGUGACGUUGACCUUGAAAAUUCUCGCAGAUAAGAAAGCCGAUCUACUGAAGCUGGAUGAAAAAGUAGACAUUUCGCGAAUUAAGAUUUAUUACAUGGAGGACGACGGUGGUCAGCGACUAAUCUCACCCGUUGACCCUGAAAUAAAGGCUACUAUGAAAAAAGUGUUGAACUAUUUCGAGAAAGCGCAUAAUAUUAAAGCCACUAAAAUAAAUGUCAAAAAGUUAAGAAAAGGCUUGGCCCUUUGGUUGGCGAAUAUGACGUGCAAGGACGACAAGGACUUUUCGUACGAGUUAACCAACAGGCAAGGUCACAUUAACAUCGGGUUAGAAUUCAUCAAAUGGGUGCUCUUUAUGAGCAAUCACACUCUAGUCGCACUUUUCACUGCCAUGUUUGAAAAAUGUGGCAUGAAGUACGGGAGUGAGGAACACGUGAAGCUCAUGCAAGAGAGCAAGGAUCUCUCUCAGGAAUUUAAAGAUAUUCUCGGAGAAGACGGUGUCUUUUUAUAUCCGACGCACCCGACCGCAGCACCAAUGCACCACGAACCGUUGGUCAAGCCAUUCAAUUUCUCCUAUACUGCGAUCAUUAACGUAUUAGGCCUACCGGCUACGGCUUGUCCGUUAGGUUUAAACAAGCAAGGGCUUCCCAUUGGCAUCCAGGUCGUAGGGGGACUUUAUCAAGAUCAUCUGACGCUCGCCAUUGCCGAAGAAUUGGAACGAGGUUUCGGUGGCUGGGUACCGCCGGCAAUAGUAGCUUAACGACAGUACCAUCAUAGACAAUAAUUCAAUGAAUGACGUUUGCAUUAAGCCUCAUCUUACCGAACCCUGCCAACUCUCACGUGAAAUAUUAUACCGAAGUUUGUAUCGAAGAGGUUUUUCCACACAAAUGCGGGUGCUACCGAGGUAAAGUACAAACUCAUAUAUAUGGAGAUGCGUAACAUGCAUUUAAUACGAAAUAUAUAAUUUCUUACAAUACUUGAUAUAUUCCGUAACUCUCAUAAUACGUUUACGGUUAUUACUGCAUUUACGGAGGCCCGAGGAAAUAAUUGUAUAGAAUAUCAAGAUGUGUCUCUUCUUAAUCGUGUGAGUGUAUUUGUUUAUUAAGAACCCUUGAAAUCGCGAGCGAUGUUAACAAGCAUUACUGCAUUGCUAAUGUGAUUGUGAUCUGUACUAGUAUUGGAAAACAGUGUGAUUCAAUAUAAAAUGCUAAUUUCAGCAUGUACUUGUAUUCUUAUAUAUAAAAAAAAAAAAGGAUAAAUUCAUCCUCGAAACAAGAAAUUAAAUGUGUGUGAGAGGAUAUUUGUAUAUAAAUAUACUCUUUCUCCAGUUAUGUGUUGAAUCGCAAUAUUUAUAUAUAUAUAUCACACAGCAUCUAUAUAUAUAGAGGGAGAGAGAGAGUUUUCUAUUUUCAUACGUAACAUAUAUGUGAAAUCAUACACAAAUGGUAGCAGGGUGCUUUUGGUAAUAUGAUAAGACAUUUGAUGUUAUUUAAAACAUGUAUUGAUGUUGAGAAUUUAUAUAUAUAUACACAUAUAUUUUAUGUACCGAAAUAAAUUUUUAUUAUAUUAUCUCGCCAUAUACUUGUAUCCUUCUCGCAGUCGUUGUUCGUUUUUUCAAUAUUACCAUGUUGAACAGCGCAAGUCACUUUGUUGAUAUGAAUAUCUUUGCGCAAACCGAAACACUUCUAAAAGCUAAUCUAAAAUCUGUGGAACCGUUCGACAUGUAAACAUGUAAAAGAGUAUGUGCAAAUAUGCGAAAAAGUCGAGGCACGACCUUAUCUGAAGAAUAAAUUUCGAUAUUUGUCUGA